AUGACGCGCAUGCUCAAGAUAAGUCCGAAAAGAAGGCGGAGGACAAGGGGAAGCGAGUAUGGUAGAAGCGAGCCCGGGCCGACUGACGACGGCACCAUCGACGCCAAGGACGAUCCUGGGCGAGGGAGCGUGAGUCUUGCAGAUCCGUCGGCGGAGAGAGAGGGUUCAGCGCCAAGGGGAAAUCACGGUGACGCUCCGACAAGCGAGCAUGACGCCAUCCAGGAGUCCGAGGCGGAAGCAUCGCAGCAGCGUCUGACGCUGCUCCGACCGACCGUGGUCGAAGUAUCUGAUGCCGUGGUCGAGAAGGACAACGAUGGGGAGAAAAAUUCAAUGGAGGAGGAACACGGCAUCGCCGACGUCGGCCGUCGCAGUCACGAUGAUGCCGCUAGUGGCUCUCCUCUUUCAGGCGCCAAGGAAGCAAGUGGCAAGUCGACGGGUGCUGCAUUGCGCCAGAAGGGCCGACGUGGAGCGUGGAAGAAAUCUGGCGGAAGAAGGGGCAAGCAAGCAGCGAGGGGGAAGAGGCCGAAAAACUGCGAAGAAGACGCUGAGAAUGCAGAGGAGGAUGAGGGGGAUGAGGAGGAGGAGGAGGAGGAGGAGGAGGAGGAGGAGGAGGAGGAGGAGGAGGAGGAGGAGGAGGAGGAGGAGGAAGUGGAGGAGGAGGAGGAGGAGGAGGAGGAGGAGGAGGAGGAGGAGGAGGAGGAGGAGGAGGAGGAGGAGGAGGCGGCGGCGGAGGAGGAGGAUGCAGAGGUGGGGGGGGAGGCAAAAAAUGAGGGGGAUGAUGAGGAGGAGGAUGAGGAGGGGGACGAGGAGGAGGAGGAGGAGGAGGAGGAGGAGGAGGAGGAGGAGGAGGAGGAGGAGGAGGAGGUGGAGGAGGAGGAGGAGGAGGAGGAGGAGGAGGAGGAGGAGGAGGAGGAGGAGGAGGAGGAGGUGGAGGAGGAGGAGGAGGAGGAGGAGGAGGAGGAGGAGGAGGAGGAGGAGGAGGAGGAGGAGGAGGAGGAGGAGGAAGGGGCGGAAGAGGAAGAGGAGGAGGAUGUGGCGGCAGAUAAGGUCCCAGGAGCGUGA
Closterium sp. Naga37s-1 is the source of this 1062-nucleotide messenger RNA. NCBI's taxonomy places the organism in Eukaryota, Viridiplantae, Streptophyta, Zygnematophyceae, Desmidiales, Closteriaceae. The record is from the annotation of a GenBank genome assembly.